CCCAACGGACAAAACAAAUCGUUUUCAAAAGUUUAGUGUUUAAUUUAUUUUUCAAACUGCAAUCAUGAGUUGCAAAGCGAAUUCUACGUCGAAAUCAAUAAAAUUUCAACCGAUGCCCAUGGCGGCAUUGAUUGCAAACUUAAAGACGCUGCCAGCGACGUUAAACAGACGCGAUUCGAGUGAUUCUUCGGACGACAGCAGUAGUUCAUUUGAUGUGUACUCAAAGAAGACGCAAUCGAAAAGGGUAGGUCUUUUCCCAGAGCCAGCCAAAGCUCCAUCUCCGUCAAUGGCACCGCCCACACCAAGGGACGUCCCAACAUUCCGUGCAAUAGUAAACUCACCCACCGAGGUUCUAUCCGAGACCAACUCACAGUCCACUCAGUUGCCGACACAGACACAACUUACUGUAGCAACUCAGCAGACACAAGUGACGCAGCCUCCAUCCCAGAAGCAGACACCGUUAGUGGCAGCGACUCCAUCGCAACCCGCAGGCCCAAAGAAUACAGGCAAAAUACAGUUCAAGACGAUCAAUAUCAAAGGAAAGAAGUAUAUGUUCAUUAAGAAACUUGGCACUGGAGGAUCCAGUGAGGUAUUUAAGGUAUUGGAAAUCAGCACAUCCAAUGAGUUCGCAGUGAAAUGCGUGGAUCUGGCGACCGACCGUGAGAUGGCUCAGGGUUGCCUGAAUGAAGUGAAGCUACUACGAGACUUACAGAAGAGUGACAGAGUCAUCAAAUUGUACGAAUAUGAAUACGACCGUGCAAACAACUUCCUCCGCCUAGUAAUGGAAGCAGGGGAGACGGAUCUGGCGUGCUUCCUUCGCGCCCACCGCGACGGCGCCCCGCCAGCACUCGUUCUGCAUUACUGGGAGGAGAUGCUGCGCGCUGUACAGCAGAUUCAUCAGCAUGGAAUAGUCCACGCAGACCUAAAACCGGCCAACUUCCUACUCGUAUCCGGGCGGCUCAAGUUGAUCGACUUCGGCAUAGCGUCGGCUGUGUCUGGGGACGCCACUAGCGUGGUGCGCUCGUGUGGGAAGGGCACAUUCUCCUACAUCAGCCCAGAGGCGCUCGGUGGUGAGGGCGAGCAUCCAUUCAAGGUGUCAUUCUACUCGGACGUGUGGUCACUAGGCUGCAUACUGUACAGCCUGAUAUACGGACACACGCCAUUCGCGCACCUCGCCACCAUGCUCAAACUGGUCACCAUCAGGGACCCCAAUCACAUCAUCGCGUACCCGCCUGUAGAUUGCAUACCUCCAUCCCUCAUCACAGCUUUACAAAGCUGCCUCCGCUACGACGCCCACAGCCGGCCAUCGGUCACGCAGCUCCUCCAAAUGAGGCAUCUCCAAUACCCCACGAGGACCUUACCUGAGCCCUUACUGGAGAAACUGAGGCCUACCGUCACACAGGACGAGUUCGCGGUACUACAGAAAGCAAAGCUGUGUGAAGAGUGAAGCGCUAUGGUUAGUUUGUUGAACUGUUGCUCUGGAAUUGUGAAAUUAGUUUUAUAUUUACGUCGAUGAAGAGACAUAGCUCCUCCAAAUGAGGCAUCUCCAAUACGAUCAAGGACCUUACCUGAGUCCUUACUAGAGAAACUGAGGCAUACCGUGACAGGACGAGUUCGCGCUACUGCGGAAGGCAAAGCUGUGUGAAGAGUGAAGCGCUAUGGUUAGUUUGUUGAACUAUUGCUCUGAAAUUGUGAAAUUAGUUUUAUAUUUACGUCGAUAAAGAGACAGGAGAUACACAACUCCAAAUGUUCUGAAAAUGUCCUAACCGUAGCUAUUGAUAUUCUAAUUGUGUAUGUAGAUUUUUGAAAAUGUACAGUAGAACCCGCUUAAAACGAUUCUGAGGGGACCCAGCCAAAAAAGCGUAUUAUACGGGAAAUCGUAUUAAACGAGAAAAAAUUGUGAUUUUUCAUCGUAAACUUUUAAUAAUAUAUGGUUACUUUUUCUUGGAGCUUUAAUGUUUUUCUUCUUAUUUUUGACAUCACUGAACCAAAGAUGGAACAAAGAACUCAGAGACAACACCGACACUCAACACCGCAGCAGUGAUAAUGAGCGAAGUGUAUGUAGGUAGGUACGAACUAUCGCACUAACCGCUGAGCUAGGAUGACAAAUUACAAAUUAAUCUUUACGGGUGGCGCAUGGCGGUGUCGCCAGAAUCGCGUAAUUAGUACAGUACAAUUAGUUCCGAUUAUUGUCACCCGCAUAAAUAAAGUUGUAAAGUAAUGCAAGGUGAGUGGUUUUAGAUGGUGUAUUAAGCGGGGACGCGAGUCGUAUUAACCGUGAAAAAAUGUUUGAAAACAAGUCUCAAAUUGUAGGGACCGGCAUAAAAUGGCGUAUAAUGCGGGAAAUCGUAUUAAACGUGAUCGUUUUAACCGGGUUCUACUGUGUUUAGAAUUAUUUAUUUUAAUAGAUUAUUUAUAGGGGCUUUAUUGGGGCUGAGUGUGUACAGAUAUGUGAUAGCAAUGCAAGCGCUGCGUGAGUAUUUAGACGUCAUAGCAGAAUAAGUGAGGAAAGAGUUGUAACAUACAUCAGUAAAUGCAAGUUAUUUGUAGUGAUAUCUAGCGUCACGCGUCAACCAGCGUAAAUUAUCAAUUAUAUUUUCAUUGGACAUGUGUAAUUUAGUCUGACUGUACUUGAUUUUAUCGUCAGUGUCUUGAGUUAUCCUCAAGGAAAUAAUAUAGGAUUCUGUGUGGGAUGUUUUUUCAGUGUUAAAAUGUUUUAACUUGAAUCAUAAAUCAUCAUUUAUUAAUAAUAUAAAAUGACAUGUCAUGGUACUACAAUAUAUAGGUACCUAUAUAUUAUAUGUUGCUUAGUAUUAUCAUUAUUAUCAUAGACAUAUAUUAUAUAACUC
This is a messenger RNA of Leguminivora glycinivorella, 2849 nucleotides long. RefSeq names its product dual specificity protein kinase Ttk-like (gene Mps1). The transcript has 7 exons. Lineage: Eukaryota; Metazoa; Arthropoda; Insecta; Lepidoptera; Tortricidae. Gene Ontology annotation, cellular component: nucleus; kinetochore; spindle. The coding region runs from base 65 to 1447 and encodes 460 amino acids. Gene Ontology annotation, molecular function: protein serine/threonine/tyrosine kinase activity; protein serine/threonine kinase activity; ATP binding. The record is from RefSeq and is a predicted model, not a curated record. Gene Ontology annotation, biological process: chromosome segregation; peptidyl-serine phosphorylation; mitotic spindle assembly checkpoint signaling.